GGGGGGCAGGAGGAAGACAACCCCAAGUUAGCAAAAUGGAGGGGGUGAGCAGAAGAGUGAGGCCCGGGAUGAUGGCGGCCGCUGUCAGGCCACACAUGGCUGCUGUGUGUGUUGUGCUGAUGGCCGCGGCGCUGAGCGAGGUGUCGGGGAGGCCGAGGCCCGGAGGCUGGACCCGGACUCCUCAUUACCGUCUCUUCAUCAAAAAGAUCCCCAAAGAGAGCGGCUUCCAGUUUAAAACCAAGUACUUCCAACAGAAGGUUGAUCAUUUUGGAUUUUCUGAGGUUUCCACAUUCAAGCAAAGAUACUUGAUAGCUGACCAAGACUGGGAUCGUAAUGGAGGCCCAAUUCUGUUCUAUACAGGAAAUGAGGGAGACAUCGUAUGGUUCUGUAACAAUACGGGUUUUAUGUGGGAUAUAUCCAAGGAGAUGAAAGCCAUGUUGGUGUUUGCUGAACAUAGAUACUACGGGAAGUCUAUGCCUUUUGGACAGAAGGCCUUCAGUGAUCCCAAAUAUUUGGACUACCUAACAUCAGAGCAGGCUUUGGCUGAUUUUGCAGUGCUUAUUAGAAAUCUGAAGCGGACUAUCCCAGGAGCUCAGAAUAGUCCAGUAAUUGCUAUGGGAGGCUCCUAUGGGGGAAUGCUGGCAGCUUGGCUGAGGAUGAAAUAUCCACAUGUAGUAAUAGGGGCUAUUGCUGCUUCAGCUCCAAUAUGGCAGUUUGAAAAUAUGUGCCCAUGUGGAAGCUACAACACAAUUGUCACCAAGGAUUUUUUAAAAAGUGGAAAAGGCUGUGCUGAAAGCAUCAGGAAUUCAUGGGGUGCUAUUAAUAAAGUGUCAUCCACAGCUGAAGGCCUAAAGUUUCUUUCCAGUAUUUUCCACCUCUGUUCGCCGCUACAAAUGGACGAUGUGGAAUCAUUCAAAGGUUGGCUCUCUGAGACUUGGGUUAAUCUGGCUAUGGUGGACUAUCCCUAUGCAGCCAGCUUUUUGGAGCCACUUCCAGCCUGGCCUAUCAAGGUUGUUUGUACCCAUCUCAAGGACCCAUCAUUAUCAGAAGAGCUGCUGCUGAAAAAGCUGUUUGAGGCUGUGAGCGUGUACUAUAACUACACAGGCAAUAUGAAGUGCCUGAAUAUAUCCCAGACUGCGACCUCCAGUCUUGAUGAUCAAGCCUGGUAUUACCAGUCCUGUACCGAAAUGGUAAUGCCCAUAUGCGCAGAUGGUAUCAAUGACAUGUUUGAACCGGCCAAGUGGGACUUCCCUGCCUUUUCUGAGGAUUGUUACAAGACCUGGGGCAUUCGACCUAGGCCAGAUUGGAUCGCAACAAACUACGGUGGAAAAAAUAUUAGUUCACACACCAACAUUGUCUUCAGCAAUGGUGACCUGGAUCCCUGGUCUGCAGGAGGUGUAAGGAAAUCAAUCUCUGACACCUUGGUUGCCAUAACUAUUACUGAUGGGGCUCAUCAUUUAGAUCUUCGCUCCAAAAAUCCUAAAGAUCCCCCUUCUGUCCAGAAGGCAAGAACUCAAGAAAUUCAGUAUAUGAAAAAAUGGAUAGAAAAGACAAAGAAAUGAACUGUUGCAAAUACCAUCUAAACAGUUACAUACAAUUCUGUCACUCUCCGAUCUAUAAAUUUGAGCUGGAUUUUGCUUUUCCUGUUUGAUUUAUUGCACAUUUCUGCAUAUUCACUUUUUGAUUUGGACUCAUUUACAAGAGACGUCCUCAUGUUACUCAAAAGAGAAAUUUUACACUUUGUUAAAAAAAAUUGUGUUUGAUUUUGUCUUAAUGUUAACCAAAUCUUGUUGCUACGCUUGUGAAUUUACCGACAAACUGCAUUUUUGUUCCUCAAAGAAACUAACAUGUUCACUAACACAAAGUUAAUUCACGUGUGUCCUGUUAUAGACUAAUAUUUGUAUAGUUGUUCCUUAUGGAACUUUCUAGAAAUGCUUUGGUUUUAAUUACAGCAGCAUCAAUACCUGAGUUUGGGUAUCAACCAGAGCACGAUUCAAAAUAAGCUCAAAUGCAGGUGGAUAUUUCCUUAUACCAUUUCUGAGUUAAAGUAUAUCAAUAAUGGUGGUUUGCUGGCCAACACCUCCAUGGUUCAUUGUUGCAAAGUGUGAAAUAUUCAAUUCCUUUAAUUCUUGUGAUUGACUUUCACACAUGCUAAAUCUGAAUUGACCUUAAAUUGAAAUUAAAUGUGAUAUGAGCUCCGAUAUUCUAGAGUUCCUUUAACCGGACUUGUAACUGAAAUUAUAUUUUGCCUUUUGUUAACGGCCUUACUGUUCCAAUACACACAGAAAUGGAUGUUUACAUUUUACAAAAAUGUCUUCAAGAUUGAAUCUUAAAGGCUGAAAAGCCCUGCAAUGCAUAUCAUGAUUUUUAAGAAAAUAAAUCAUCUAUGAAGCCAAA
Molecule: messenger RNA, 2397 nt
Organism: Callorhinchus milii (elephant shark)
Lineage: Eukaryota; Metazoa; Chordata; Chondrichthyes; Chimaeriformes; Callorhinchidae
Product: lysosomal Pro-X carboxypeptidase
Exons: 10
Coding region: 36-1562 (508 amino acids)
Biological process (GO): proteolysis; negative regulation of systemic arterial blood pressure; angiogenesis involved in wound healing
Molecular function (GO): dipeptidyl-peptidase activity; serine-type exopeptidase activity
Source: RefSeq, a predicted model, not a curated record